AUGACCAGACAAACUUCAUCUAUUAGAAGAGUAUGUAAAGCAGUUUCUCAAUGUCAUUCUUGGUAUGCACAAGAAAUUGAUCCAAAUUUAAUUAAAAGAUCAUUUAAAUAUUGCGAAAUUUCUGAUGAUAUUAAUGAAUUUAAUAAUCUUAGUAAACUUGAUGAUGAGAAAGUUAAUGACGAAGGUGAUGCCAAUGAAAAUGUAGGAUUUUAUAAUAAUAUCAAUAGGCAAGUUUAUGACAAACAAGAAAUAGUAAAAAACAAGUGA
Messenger RNA from Dentiscutata erythropus, 267 nucleotides. The record is from the annotation of a GenBank genome assembly. NCBI's taxonomy places the organism in Eukaryota, Fungi, Glomeromycota, Glomeromycetes, Diversisporales, Gigasporaceae.